Molecule: messenger RNA, 1410 nt
Organism: Arctia plantaginis
Lineage: Eukaryota; Metazoa; Arthropoda; Insecta; Lepidoptera; Erebidae
Source: the annotation of a GenBank genome assembly
AUGGAUAAUUUAUCAUUCGCGACAUUGGAAUCCCCUUCUAUUUACUCUUCGAGCACAAAAACUGAUAGCAGUACCAAGUCUGCUGCCAGCGAACCUAAACAUAAAGAGAUAGAUCUCACUAAGGACAAUGUGGCUUCGCCUAUAGAUCUCGAAUGCAAUAUACAAAGAGAACGUAUCACUAAGAUUCUUGACGAGGCCAUCUAUAAGUGCAUGCUAGUCAUUUGUCUCCCAGAUCUCGUAAUAGAGUAUAAAACCUUAAGCGGUGUGCUGUCGUCCACUGACAUGGAUGAUUUGCUAUUUAUCUACGAUCAAUACGACAAUCCAUUGUUCUCUGCUAGUGUUUUGAACAUGGCUGCUGUUGAGGAUUUAAAAGCCGGUGAUCUGAGUCUAAAGAAUCGUUUGAAUCCUGAACUAGCCCACCUAAUGUACAUCAUGAAUAAUUACCAAGAGCUUCGGCCUACGGUUUACGAAUUAAUCGAACAGAAACGAAUCAGUUCAAGUCAUUCAAGAUCAACAGCUGCAGCUAUGAAUUUUUUGAAUGAGAUGUACCAGUUUCGUGAGCUUAUGAUAAAACAAAUGGAGACGACAGCGGCUGAUGAGCUGUUAUCUAAAAUCAAUACCAGAAAACUUGAAGAUUCUAAUGAAACUCUUAAUAAAAGCAUUCAAGAAUAUUCAAAAUUACUAGUAGAAGAGAAUGAGAGGUUUGACCAGACGAUGGCGAUCAAGGCACAGAUUAUAACGAAGUUGGAACAUGAACUCGCUAUGCUCAGUUACGAUGCUUCGGUCAAGCUCAAGAAGAAAGUUCUGGAUUCAGAACGUCAGAUGGUCUUAGCCACUCGAGCUCAUUUAGUCAAAAACGAAAUGUUAAAAGAAGAAGAAGUUGAAAGUAAACACAAUUAUGAACAUUUGCUCCAUCAACAUCUCCUUGAAGAGAAACGUCAGAGAGCUCGCAAGCUGAAAGUGGAAACGCAACUGUCAUCGUGGCUUCAGAAAUAUGACACGGAGAUGACAGAUAAACAGCUUGAAUUGGACGACUUCACUGAGAAGUACGAAGAGCAGGUCGAGGAGUGCAAUAAAUUACAGAAGAAACUAGAUGAACAAGAUAUUGAGUACAUACCACUGAUGAAGGAGCGUGAGGACGAAUAUCAUGCAGAGAUGAAAGCGAAACUGGAUGCGUUCAUUAUGGAACAUGCCGCGAGAGUCAUACAGUUCGCAUGGAGGGAGGUACUAGCCAACAGAGCAGAAAAAAAGAAGUUGAGGAAACUCGAAAAGAAAAUGAUAGCUGCAGCAGAAGCGGCAGCAGCAAAGCAAGAGGCACUAAGAAGGGCCGAAGAAAAUGCGGCUAAAGCUGCAGCUAAGGCAGCCGCUAAAGCCGCGAAGGCGGCUAAAGCAAGUGGUGCGAACAAUUAG